Messenger RNA from Macroventuria anomochaeta, 3118 nucleotides. Its product is annotated as glycoside hydrolase family 81 protein. NCBI's taxonomy places the organism in Eukaryota, Fungi, Ascomycota, Dothideomycetes, Pleosporales, Didymellaceae. The coding region runs from base 152 to 2962 and encodes 936 amino acids. Gene Ontology annotation, molecular function: endo-1,3(4)-beta-glucanase activity; glucan endo-1,3-beta-D-glucosidase activity. Gene Ontology annotation, cellular component: cell surface. The record is from RefSeq and is a predicted model, not a curated record. The transcript has 2 exons.
GUCCAGUAUUCGCGGCAUGGAGGUCCCCCCACAGCAACUCCAUUCCUCGGUUCAUUCCGCCGGCAAUACCAUAACAGAGCGACCUCCUCGCCCAAACUCCUCGACUGUCUGAGAUCCUGUCUCCCGACAGUCACUCCUUUACUUCUUCAAAAUGGCAAAGUUAUAUUUGCUGCUGGCAGUUAGCCAGCUUACAUUCGUUUACGGCUUUCCAGCAAGGGACAUCAAGCGACAACCAGACGUGCUCGACGAACGUGCUAUAACGAUAUCCACGGACCUUGAGGCCACGACCAGUUACAGUACGGCGAUCCAGACGCUACAAACCGCGACCUUAACAACCCGCCCAUCGCUCGAAGGGACUAUCCAGACUGCACUUCCUACAGGUGGAGGGAUCACGAAAGAUCCGGCCGAUCUACCUGGUGUCACCAAGACAGUCGAUCCUCUGUGCCCUGAAGAGACACCUCUCGAACCAGGACCCACAGCGCCGGUCGGACCACCUUCGCAAAACAUUUUCGUGCCUUUGCUAUUAGCCACGCAAGUCCCUGCACCAUCAAUACCGUUCCGGGGUGAUCAUCCUGUUCAGAAGCAGAACAUUGUCGAUGGCAACACGCCCCUCCAGACAAACAAAUUCUACGCGAACUUCUUUCUUGGUACCCGGAAAGAAUCAGUAUGGGCUCAUCCCUACUCCCUGUCCUGGGCUCAGGGCCGGGGCGGCACGUACGGCAUGGCAAUUAGCCACACUGAGCGCAGUCAGUUCUCCUUCGGCCCUGAUGCGAACAAACCACAGUACUUCAUUUCGCCCAUCGGAAUUCAGCACAUGGCACUCUCAGCGACUGAAUUGAGGGAGGGAACAGUCAUGACUGUCGAAAGCCUGAAAGCAUUCUCUGCUUUUGCCAAUUUUGCCCCAUCUGCUGGCUCCCGAGUCAUGAUGUCUGUGCCUGUGGUUCAAGGCAUGGGCUUCAUCACAGCUGUCUACGAUAACGCUCAACCCAUACUCAGCAGCGGCGUCUUCUUCCGCAGCGUCAAAUACGCUGGGUCGGCUAAUGGCGCUAAUAUCACCUUCAAGUACAACACUCAGCUUGAGGAUAACUCUCAAUGGCUCAUAUAUGUCACACCGCUUCGCGCCGACGGUGUCCCUCCCAUGGUAUUGGCAGGAAGCGGCACCAUCCGUGGCCCGGAGGCGUUCACUGGUCUGGUACAAGUUACCAAGAACCCUGGCGGCCAGGAAGGCGAGCGCUACUUCGACGGUAGUGCAGGUGCAUACGCGACCGAGGCGACAAUCUCUGGCUCGGUCAAUGGUCCAUCAGGAAGCUACACAUUGUCAUGGACCAAGGGUGGUGUGCUCGAUCGGCCUCUGAUUAUGUACGCGUUACCACAUCACGUCGAGUCGUUCGAUCCAGAGACGCGAGGUGCUAUGACUGGCAUCCAGCUAGUUACGACUACGAAGGGCGUGGCUACCGCCGUUCAAGCUGACAGGAUUACUAUGAUCGAACCAGACCUUCCCACCAAUAUUGGUUUUGCACCCUGGGCUAAGGCUGCCAAUGGUGCUCAGGGCGGUACGGAGAACGUAAAUCUGGCUGCCUCGGCGCUCCAGCUCGUCAAUGCUGCUGGAACUACCGAACUAAGACAGGACUUCAUCUCGCAGACCAGUUUGAACAGCAUGUACUACUCCGGCAAGGGACUCGCCAAGUUCGCUGGCGUUAUCUACACCAUGCAGACCAUGGCUGGAAACAGCAACCUCGCCGCAGCUGGUCUUGAGAAACUGAAGGAUGCGUUCAACGUCUUUGUCAACAACACCCAGCCCGAACCGCUCGUGUACGACACUGUCUGGAAGGGCGUUGUAUCUGGAGCGUCCUACAGAUCGCCCACCAGGGACCUGGGCUUGGAUUUUGGAAACACUGCGUACAACGACCAUCAUUUUCACUAUGGCUACUUCGUCUAUACCGCCGCAGUAAUCGGCCAUCUGGAUCCGGCUUGGCUCGAUCAGGGUACUAACAGGCAGUGGGUCAACACGCUUGUUCGCGACUACGCCAACUCAGUAACAGACAAUUACUUUCCCUUCUCGCGUUCCUUCGACUGGUUCCACACCCAUUCCUGGGCCAAGGGUCUGUUCGAGUCUGGCGACGGCAAGGAUCAAGAAUCCACAUCAGAAGACGCCUUCGCAACCUUCGCACUCAAGAUGUGGGGUAAGAUCUCCGGAGACGCCAACAUGGAAGCUCGCGGCAAUCUACAACUCGCCGUGCAAGCCCGCAGCCUCCGCAAUUACUUCUUGCUGAAGUCGGACAACAAGAACCAACCUCCGCAGUUCCUGUUCAACAAGGUGACCGGUAUCCUCUUCGAGAACAAGUGCGACCACGUAACGUACUUCGGCAGCAAUAUCGAGUACAUCCAGGGUAUACAGAUUUUGCCAGUGAACCCCAGCUCGGCAUACACCCGCCCUAAGGACUUUGUGACAGAAGAGUGGAAUACGUUUUUCAGCAAUGGCCGUGUUGACCAAGUCGCUGGAAGCUGGCGAGGGAUCCUGUAUGCUAAUCUGGCGCUUAUCGAUCCUGAGACGAGCUACAACUACUUUGCUGAUCCAAACUUCGACUAUGGCUCGCUUGAUGGAGGUGCGAGUCGUACCUGGUACCUCGCAUACUCGGCGUCCAUGCUGAACAUUGAAGCAGCAAAGGCGGAACCAGAUACAACUCUGCAAUAUCCUCCGCAACAGCAGGAGUCGCAGCAGCAGCCUCAGCCACAGCUAUCCCAGCAGGCUGAGCCUACUGGAGACCUCCCGGCUACCCCACAGCCGACCCAGGAAGCACCUCAACCAGAAGUGCCGCAGCAACCUCCCCAGCAGCAACCUCCCGAACAGCAACCUCCACAACAAGAACAGGCACCUGAAGACCUCCCGGCUGCGCAGACACCUCCCGCACAAGAGCAAUCCGCCAACGGCCCCUACUCAGGCGGCCCCUCAUUCGACUAGGCAGACUACACGCCCUCCAACUGGCGCAGCUACUUCAACGCCUAUCGUUAAAAAGCUCUGUAUGGCGAUGAUCGUCCACGGCGUGGGAGCUCUUAGGACAGUCCGUACAAUAGCCCCUACAACCGCGCGGUAGACGGGGAUGCUGACGGAGAGGCC